AUGCGUCUACCCUCCUUCCUCAUCUGGUACAAGAAGCCAGAGUACAGAGACAUCAAAGAGUAUUCCACUCUCGUCGGCACCGGGAGGAGACCAAUCAGUCCCGAUGGUCGCGGCAAGAGUGCUAUCCCCUCCCGACUAAGACUGGAAAGGGUUCUGGAGAACAAGACAUGCAGCCCGAUGUCGCUAUACGAUUUCUACAUGUAUUUGAAGUAUAUCGAGUUCUCUCCCGAGAAUCUGGAGUUCUAUAUAUGGUACAAGAACUAUGAGGCCAGCUACACGAAAACAGCAGGCCACAAGGAUGAUGGCUCCCUCCACAGCGCCCCAGGAAGCACCAUUUCAGAUGAAAAGCAUCGUGGUAGACUCUCAACCGUCGAGGUCCCUGACUUCUCCUGCGACCCGGAAAUAGCGAAUGACACACUUGAGCGGAUCACUCAGCUCAUCAGUCCUGACGUGCCAUGCGCAACUGGAAAAUGCUCACCGAAACUUGGCAAACUAUCCAAAUCGUCACAGCAGACUCUUACCAGUACUAGUCACGAUACCACGGCUUCGCUUCCCCUGAGCACUACCGGUACUGGUAAUCGUGCAGAAAUCAAUGCUAUUACCAAAGCAUUCCUACUACCCGGGUCAGAGAAGGAGCUUAACAUCCCUCCUGCCAUGCGACAACAGGCCCUCAUCGAGCUACAAACGUCUUGUGACCCCAUCCACCUCCGUCCGGUUGCCGAGCAUGUAUACCUGCUUCUACGUAACUGCUCACAUCGUAACUUCGUCCGUCUUGGUGUCUCUAACGGGACUUUCGAGACGAUCUGCAUGGCAACUGGUCUCGGCAUCGUUCUCACAGUCGCUGCUUUCAUGUGCGUCUUGCUUCGCGCCUUCACUCCGCAUAUGGGUGCUCACAGCCGCUGGGAUACCUUCGCUGCGUGGCCGAUGUGGUGGCUGGGUAUAUCGCUCAUUCUCUCUGGUCUUCGCGGUAGCUGCUUCUUUCUUCUUCUCUUCUCUCGCCGCCAGCCGUUGCCGUGGGAGCGUUUCGACGACAGCGCCUCUUUGCUCUCUCAGCGCUCUGGUAUCAUGAAGUUCUUCUCGCGCUUGAUGAUAUUCGAUCGCAAGUGGAAGGUUCAGGAUGCCCAUCUGCGCAUGCUGCAACGAAAGAUCGUUGUACAGAGCUUGAUUGGCGGUGCGGUAUUUGCUAGUCUGGGCGUUUUGUUGUUCAUUUUCUUGCCAAUCUGGUCAGAGACUGUGUGA
Molecule: messenger RNA, 1239 nt
Organism: Phaeoacremonium minimum UCRPA7
Lineage: Eukaryota; Fungi; Ascomycota; Sordariomycetes; Togniniales; Togniniaceae
Product: putative regulator of g protein
Exons: 4
Coding region: 1-1239 (412 amino acids)
Source: RefSeq, a predicted model, not a curated record